GAAUGUGACGAGCAAAACUGGAAGCUUGUCCUAGAUCAUUCGCGCAUGCGCGAGACUUGUUAGUAGCGUUUGUGUAUGCGCACAGGAGCGGAUGGGUUCGGCAGCCAUUACGUCAUUGCCCCUGCAAGAGAGCCUCGGAGACCCUGCAGGUCGGUAGCGAGUGGCGGUAUGGUACGCGCGUGAGGGAGACGGAUGGUGAGGUGAGCUGACCCCGAGGAAUAGAAGUGGAUCACACCCUUAUGGGUGCUGUUAGUCUGUGCUGGAUUCGCAGAAGCAUGUAAUUGGCAGAUCUUCCCAACCUCGCCAGCAUGAGCUUUGCCUGAUAUGCUGAACAUCUCGUAUCCCUACACCAAAUUCAUCUCCAUUUAGAUCUGCUCCACGGAUUGUACCCAAUACCUGCAUCUUUCAUAGCGUUGCAGUGCAGCAGCAAAAGCAACCACAUAAUGGAUGAAGUUGCAAGUACUCAAUCCUCUGUGACCUAUGAAUCUGAAACCAACCUUGAGAACAUGGAGAGCAGUUCUCCUGCCUCCCCUUUUGAUGGAGAACAGAUAUCUGACGACUCUCUUAGAGUAAUAAAACCUACAAGCAAAGAAUUUAAGAAAACUUGGGGUUUCCGUAAAACCACAAUUGCUAAACGCGAAGGUGCCUCGGACAUUGAUAUGGAGGGUUUGGAACCCAGUCAGCAAGCAGGCCCUUCUCUUAGACGUAGUGGGCGGCAGCCAAAACCUACAGAAAGGGUGGAAGAAUUCCUUACAACAGUCAGGAGGAAUAGAGGGAGAAAAAGUACUCCCCUGGAAGAUUCAAGUGACCGAUCGUGUCCAGUAACUGAUGCAGAAACGGCCUCUGAAGGAAGUGUUGAGAGCACCCCUGAUGUAAAGGGUGACAACCAGUGUUCAGAUUCUAAGUACAAAAAUGAAUUGACUUGUAAGACAGAAAUUAAGAAGGAGGAGGAUGAUAGCUCUGAUAGUGACGGCAUGACCUUAAAAGAACUGCAAAAUAGACUGCGGAGCAGACGCUCAGAUCAUUCAAGCGAGGCAGGUCUUCCAACACAGGCUCUUGGCACACCAAAAAGUGAACCGAGCAGUACAGGAGAAUGCACAGUGCGCACUAGGAGUGCUAACCGAGCUGCUUUGCUUCAGCAGCAAACCCCUAAGUCUCCAAUAAAGCAGGAACCUGAAAGUCCCCCACCUUCAGAAGAGCAAAAGCUGGAGGAAACCAGCAUAUCCCCUAAAAUCAGAUCCGAGAAAGAGAUCUAUGAUCCAAAUGCACUUUACUGUAUAUGUCGACAAAGGCAUAACAACAGGUUUAUGAUUUGCUGUGACAGAUGUGAAGAGUGGUUUCAUGGAGACUGCGUGGGGAUUCCUGAGGCUCGUGGGCGACUGUUGGAAAGAAACGGAGAGGAUUAUAUCUGUCCCAACUGCACCGCCCUGCAGACACAAGCUGAGAGCACAGCUGAUAGCGAUCACAAAGAGAAUCCUGAAAUAUGUAUUAAAACUGUGGCACAUUCAGAUGAUCAUGGCAUUAAAGGAAGAAUUGAGAAAAAAGCAGCACAUUCCAGUGGAAAAAAGAAACUGAAGAUAUUUCACCCUGUGUCCGAAUCCACUGAAGUAUCAGAACCUCCAGCCUUAACUGUACCUUCAGAAGUGUCUGAGUCCUCUGAAGUGGCCAGAUGCAUUGGUCCUGGGUGUUCAAACCUUGCACUUCCAGAUUCUGUCUACUGUAGUCACGACUGCAUUUUGAAACAUGCAGCAGCCACAAUGAAAUCUCUUAAUGUGGCCAAAGAAGUUAAGCCAAAAGAGAAGAUCAAGGUAAAAACAGAGAAGAGAAUCUUGCCUAAGCCUCCGGCACCAGCCAAACCACCAACAUCCCCAAUAGAGCCAGUUCCAGAGAAAAAAGAAACCAUAGCAAAGAAAGUCCUGCUUAUGAUCCCGAAGGCUCAACCAGAAGGAGCCAGUGAGCAGAGGGCCGAGAGUUGCAGCAGCAGUACACCUUCUUGGGAGAGUGACCAUAAUUACAUGGCAGCAAAGCCCGAAAAGACUGCUGCCAAUUCAUCUGCACUAUUUUACAAAUCGGAAAAAGUGGAGGAAGUGGAAAAGAAAGAAGUUCCUGCUCCUCUGGUCAAAGCUUCUAUUCCUCCCCCUUACGCUGGCAUGGUGAUGAAGCCAAUCUCCUCUCUUCCAAGAAUACCCAAGAAGGAUACUCAGUCCAUAUGCCCCAUCAAACAGCAGGCAAAACCUGCAGUUAAUUCCAAAAAUGCUAUACAGAACAAAGGGACUUGUCUGCCCACUAAAUCUUCUGACUCUAAACCAUCUCCUUUUCCCAAAAAACAUCUUACUCCAUCCAUGACUUCUGCACCUAGUCAGAAAAAAGUCAGUUCCUCAAAGUUGCCUUUAAAUCAGAAGUCACUUGCACCCUCCCCGUCUGCUAAAGCUUCUAUGGCAAAGCCACCUCCAAAACCCACAGCCAGCUCCUCCCGUCCUGCUUCCAGCACCCCACAGUCUGCCCCGAGUUCCUCACAAGUAGCAACCAACUCCUCGCAGCCUGGACCUAACAUGCAAAUCCGUCAGAACAUCCGUAGGUCUCUGAAGGAGAUCUUAUGGAAGAGAGUUAUUGACAGCGACGAUCUGGUGAUGGUGGAGAAUGAGGUGGCGAGGAUUGCCUCGAAUAUUGAAAGGGAAAUGUUUAACCUGUAUCGGGAUACUGACAGCAGGUACAAGAGCAAGUACCGCAACAUCAUGUUUAACCUCAAGGAUCCAAAAAACCAGGGUUUGUACCACCGAGUACUCAAAGAAGAGAUUUCCUUGGCUAAGCUUGUGCGGUUAAAGCCUGAGGAUCUUGCAUCUAAAAAGUUAUCAUCGUGGAAAGAGACUGGAUUAAAAUUGGGCUUUGGCCUUAAAAGCAAGACUCGAACGGAAAAUAAAAUUCCUUCAGUGAAUCCAACGGCAGUUGACAUGGAGGAGUCACCGCCUAUGUCUGAUACAGACACAGAGCAGCAGGAGCCACAACAGGCACCGCCGCAGAAUAUUUCAGUUCUUCCUGACAUAUUUAGCAGCAUGUUAAAUGACACCACAAGCCAACAUCGGACCCAUCUUUUCGACCUUAAGUGCAAAAUCUGUACAGGCCAGCUUCCUGCUGAUGAUGAACCUCCCUAUAAGCGUCUGAAAAACACCACAGGAGCUGCCAAGAAGCCUGACCAGAAUUCUAAGCCCGAGGCCAGAGAGGAGAGCACUGAAAUACCUCCUCCCCCAGAACCAGCAGAAGAAGAGUCCAAUACACCAAUGGAAAUCAGUGAUAACACACGAAAUAUCCCAGAGGCAGCCCCAGAAACUGUGCCCUUACCCUCUACAUCCCAUAUGCACCCUGACCCAACAUAUUCUAGUGUUGUACCUGUAUACCCUUCUCCUGCUCCAAUCACCACAGUUACUGUAUCUGGCAGAGACCCUAGAACUGCCAUCAAGCGCCCCCUUCCAGUUUCUUCCAGCCCAGGCAUCAAUGCAAGGUCUGCACAGGAAAAUGAAGAGGUGCCGACUGAACCAUCCAAGCCACUUCUUCCUCAAGUCUUCACUAUGCCCAAGUCCAUUCUCUCCAAGCCAAUUACUUCAGAGAGCCGAUACUCCGCAUCCUCAUCCCCAAACAUCAACUUGACAGAAAUGCGACCACCCAAAGAAGGAGAUACAACGUUGUUUCUCUCGCGUCUGAACCCCAUAUGGAAAGGAUUCAUAAACAUGCAAUCUGUAGCCAAGUUUGUCACUAAAGCCUACCCUGUGUCUGGAUCUGUGGAAUAUCUGAAUGAGGAUUUACCCGACACAAUCCACAUAGGUGGAAGGAUUUCUCCAAAGACGGUCUGGGAUUAUGUUGGGAAGCUGAAAUCCUCUCAGACAAAGGAGUUAUCACUGAUCCGCUUCCAUCCUGCCACAGAAGAAGAGGAGGUGGCCUAUAUUUCCCUAUACUCUUAUUUCAGUAGCCGUUGUAGAUUUGGAGUUGUGGCAAACAAUAACCGUCAUGUGAAGGACCUGUAUCUGAUUCCAUUAAGUGCCAAGGAUCCUAUUCCCUCCAAACUUUUACCCUUUGAUGGACCAGGUCUUGAAGCAACACGUCCAAACCUCAUUUUGGGACUAGUCAUUUGUCAGAGGAACAAACGUCCACUUAAUAGUGAGCUAGAAAAGUUUGAAGAAAAACGAAUGAAAACUGGAAGCCAAGAGGAAAUGGAGAUCUUGAAUAUUACAAAAGGGCCUUUGUCUUCUCAAGCAGAAAAGAAAUAUCAGCCCUAUGCCAGUGAACUUGUUAAAAGUACAACUCCUCCAGGUUCCCCACCUCCUUUCCCAGAAGAAAUUUCCAAAGUAGCCACUGUUAUCCCUGGAGUCCCCAGCAAACCAGAAAGUGUCCUUCCUGAAACAAACACAGUUCCCCACUCCUUAUCACCUAAAGCCGAAAGUGGCCCAACCUCCUCUUCGUCACUAGUUGCCACACCACUGCAGCAUAUUCUUAAGACUCUCUUUGGUAAAACACAAGAAAAUAAAAAUGAUAACAGUGCUCCCAAAGUAGAUCCUCCCAUGGACAAAGGGCUUGUUGGCAUUCCAAUGAUGGACCCCAUAGUACAGCAGUUUGGUCAGUUUUCAAAAGACAAACCCAUAGAGGAGGAGGAGGAUGAUAGACCAUAUGACCCUGAAGAGGAGUAUGAUCCAGAAAAGGCAUUUGGUACAUCCAUAAUGACCAAUAAUGACAAACCUUAUGAGCCUGAACAGCCUUGUGAAAGCUUAGAAGAUGAAGAGGCCUAUGAUCCUGAGGAUGAAACUAUACUGGAAGAAGCAAAGGUUUCAGUAGAAGAUCUGCCCAAUAGAAUGUCCGCUCUGAAUAAAAUAAAACCUGCUGAAAUUACCACAGAAUACCUGCCAGGCAUCUCUGAUUCAUCCUCUCUUGUAGAACAACAAAAAAUGCUAGAAGAGUUAAAUAAACAAAUUGAAGAGCAAAAGAGACAGCUGGAGCAACAAGAGGAAGCUAUGAGACUGCAAAGAGCAGCAGUUGGUGUAUCCAUGGCUCACUUUUCAGUGUCUGAUGCAUUGAUGUCACCCCCUCCCAAAUCAUCACUCCUAAAAAGUGAAUUAUUUCAGCAAGAGCCAAGCACAAUCACGAUAUCUUCUCCCUCAAUACCUGAGCAAGUAAUUAAUCCAAGCCGUGAUCCAAGGCAGUCCAGAGAUCCUCGGCAAGCAUCUUCAAAAAUAGUGCAUUCAGAAAAUGAACCCUUGAACACAGUCGUACAUGAGCAAAAGCACAUGCAGACUUCUGAAAUCAGUACUUCCACUGGUCAAGAUAGUUCAGUCAAGUUAGUCAACGAGGACAGUGCAAGCUCUGCAGUCCAUUUGAAUCCAGCUGAGAUGAUUCCUGAAAAGAUUCUGAAAGAUAACAAACCUGAAACAAUGGCUUGGCAUGUUCAGCAUGUUAGUGCACAAUCUGAAUCAAUGCAAGAGCCCUCAGAGCCAACAAUACCAUCUCGUAAAGUGUUAUUACCAACUCCGGAAAUAACUGCCCCCUUGCAACCGAAUUUUAUUAGCAUGGGAAAUGGUAAUUUGACUCUUUCAAAUGAAAGUGGUUGGGCUAAGGAGCCUCAGCCAUGUGAUCCAAUGAACACUAGACCUUCUUUUCCAGGUCCACCAGUUGUUCCCCAAGACAUGGCAUCGAAUUUUGGACCUCAGACAGACCUAACCUUUGUACAACAUAAAGAUCCAAUUAAUACCCAAGUACCUUUGUUUGUAGAGCAAAUUGAACCAACUGGUUUACAUAGGGAUGGUCAAUUUUUACAUCAAGACCCCAGGGCUGGUCCACCAUUUCAAGCAUGUUUUACAGGACCUACACAUAUGCCAUUUGAAAAUCAAGGGCCAGGGUUUAAUGAUCAAAGACCAUUACAAAUGCCCAGCCAUCUGGGACCUAGACAUGCAGUUCCCUUUACUAGUGAAAUUCGUCCAAGAAUCAUGGAUGGGCCAGGAGUACCCCUGUCUGACAGAAUUGGGGAACAAAGGGGACCUGUUCCUUUAAUGUCUGGACAGUAUGGACCUACUCCUCCACAACCCUUAUUUAACGAAAGAAUGCCUGGCCCCACACCCUUUACUCAAAGAGGCCAUUCACCUCAAAUGUUUGAGAAUCAAAAUGAUCCACAUUUAGAAAUACAGGAGCCCCAUUUUGGUAGCAUGGCUGAUGGCCCACCUAGGUUUGAUGGGCCAAGAGGUCCAGUGCCACCAAAUUAUGUGGGAAUAAGGGGACAGCAAUUCAGUUUUGAUGGUCCAAGGAGACUACCUCCACCUCAAUUAAAAUUCCAUAGAGGUGGUCCAAGAAUAUCAGGACCAACUCAUUUUGGUGGCCCCAGGGGACCUUUUCCAAAUGAAUUAGAAGGUUCUAGAGGGCCAGUACCAGGUCAUUAUGGUGGAACAAGAGGCCCUCCUCCACAUCCAUAUGAGGAUCAUAGAGCAAGUCCACCAGCACCCUUGUUCCAUAAUCUACAAAAUCCAGGUCCGCAGCAGUUUGGAGGGCAAAGGGGACCUACCCCAAUUAGAUUUUCUGAGCCAUCCCAACCUCGGCCUCUCCUUGAAAUUCCAGUUAUUGCUCCACCCCAUAGGAGUGAGAGCUGGGACAAAGUAGGGCCCCCUGGUUCAUUUCAGAAUUACUCUGAUCAAAGGCAAAAUUCUGAGCAGCCCUGGGAAUCAAAUGAAUUUAGACAAAACAAGGACCACAGAAACCCUCCAUUUGAAGGGAGACCCAGGGAACGAUAUGAAGGACGCAAUGAGAAAUUUGACGAUUCAGAACCACAUCCACCAGAUAAUAUACCAAGUAGAGGGUUUGAUGACAGGCGAAGGGAAGGAGACCCUGAUGGACAGAGGGAAAGAGAGAGAAGCAGAAACUGCAACAGAGACAGAGAGAGAAAUUGGGACAAAAAUAGAGACUGGCAGAGAUCAAAUGAACCAAGUCGAGAUUGGGACAAAAAUAGGGACAGAGAUGCAAAUAAAGAAAAAGAAUUGGAGAGGAACAGGGACCGUGAUAGAGACAAGGAGAGGGAUAGAGAGAAAGACAGGGACAGGGAUAGAGAAAGAGAGAGGGACAGGGAGCGGGAUAGGGACCGUGACAGGGUUAGGGAGCGGGAUCGAGACAGGGAUAGAGAUCGAGCACGAGAGAGAGAUGGGUAUAGACGAAGAGACCGAUCCAGAAGCAGAGAUCGAGAUAAAGACAGAGAAAGGGAUAGAGACAGAGAUCGUGAUAGAAAUAGAGACAGAGAGAGAGGCAAAGACCGUGACUCCAAAAGCAAAGAGAGCCACAAAGACUCAAAAUCUGAUAAAUCAAAAGACUCUUCUACAUCAUCGGCACCCUCAACGUGACCUUUGUUAUCAAGAUUUUUAUAGGGGGAUAAAACAGCAACAUGUACUUUUUGUAUAUAUGUAUAUAAUAGUUUUAUUUUAUAACGGAAAUCACUAAUAUUUGGAAUGUUUUUUUGCACGGUUCAUGAACUUACCUGUGGAAUCUUAGACUUUCCCCUAUUCAUCCACUUGCUUUAUGUGGUCUUCUACUCCUCUGCAACGUACCCGACUGUGUGUCGUCAGCAAAGAUAUUCGGAGAGUCUACCACCCGGAAUACGGCACACGAACAAUGGAAAUAUUGUAAAUGACAAAUCACAAAUGUGUUGCAUUACACUGGCAACUUGUGUCGUGUGUUUAAGAAACAGUGUAUAUAUUUCUCAGUCCUGGCUACUUCCUUGUUGACCAUUGGAAAUCUGUUAGACGAGUCAAGUAAAGCUCAAUUAUCUGUAUAGAUUUCAUUUUCUGAGUGCUUCAAUGCUCCAGUCACAAUUGGGGUUUUACAGAUGUUAAUACUGAUGUGUGGCUGGAGGUCCCCAGUAGCAACGCCAGUGCAGAGAUGUGUAAUAUUCCUGAACUGAGGGGAAACCUGUAUCGCAGAACGUGGACAAUCAACUGGGUGCGUCUGGGGCAGCUCAUAUUUGUAUAAAUUGCAUUUUUACUGCAAAUCGUCACUGUACAUAAAAUCUGUAAUGUUUUGUUUUCCUAAGUAGAAUAAAUCUCUACAUCUA
Molecule: messenger RNA, 8071 nt
Organism: Xenopus laevis (African clawed frog)
Lineage: Eukaryota; Metazoa; Chordata; Amphibia; Anura; Pipidae
Gene: dido1.L
Product: death inducer-obliterator 1 L homeolog
Exons: 17
Coding region: 444-7364 (2306 amino acids)
Biological process (GO): apoptotic signaling pathway; DNA-templated transcription
Cellular component (GO): spindle; nucleus
Source: RefSeq, a predicted model, not a curated record